Molecule: messenger RNA, 1306 nt
Organism: Phymastichus coffea
Lineage: Eukaryota; Metazoa; Arthropoda; Insecta; Hymenoptera; Eulophidae
Product: serine/arginine-rich splicing factor 7-like
Exons: 4
Coding region: 179-604 (141 amino acids)
Biological process (GO): mRNA splicing, via spliceosome
Cellular component (GO): nuclear speck
Molecular function (GO): zinc ion binding; RNA binding
Source: RefSeq, a predicted model, not a curated record
AGCCAUUUUAUUGAUUGCCAUCUGCCUAGCCCGCUAGCUGCCGUAUUGAGCGUAUACCAAGCAGAUAGCUGUGUAGUACUAUAGUUGCUGGGGAGCGUCAAGUCGCACUGCGAAUUUCACGUUCACGAGCAAAUACUGUUUUCCGCACGCCCACAGCUGCUCAGGCUGUGCCGCUGUUAUGAACAAGAUGUCACGUUACCCGUCCGAUUGCAAAGUCUACGUGGGCGAUUUGGGUAGCAACGCCACCAAGCAAGAAAUUGAAGAUGCCUUUUCCUACUAUGGACCUUUGAAAAACGUAUGGGUGGCCAGAAACCCGCCUGGUUUCGCAUUUGUCGAGUUCGAUGAUCCAAGAGAUGCCGAGGACGCCAUCAAGGGCCUUGACGGCCGAACCGUUUGUGGGCGCCGUGCGCGCGUCGAGCUGAGCAAUGGAAAACGUUCCAGAGACCGCGGACCACCCAGCAGGAGCGGCAGUGGCGGCGGUGGUGGUGGCCGAGGUGGUCCUGCCAGCAGGUACAAUUCCGAGGAUAGAUGCUAUGAUUGUGGUGAACGCGGUCACUAUGCCCGUGAUUGCUCCAGACAGAAGAAAAAGAGGAGGUGCGGCUGAAGCGGCACUCGCAUCGUGACCAUGUCGCUCACACAGAGGUUACACACUCGCGAUAAUCGACUUGGCUUCACAUUGCGAUCUGCACUCUGCGUAGUUACAGCGUGUAGAGCACCUACCUACUCUCAGUGUCUCAUGGGCUUAUUACCUACUGCACUCUACGAGAACAGACACACUGCAGAGCAGAUAAUAAGAAAAAAGAAAGAAAGAGAGAGAGAGAGAGAGUGAAUAUGUCCACUUCGGGUUCUUCUAGUCGACGGCACUUCGCUGCGCUUAUCUUCUCUUCGUGAUACGACUCUUCGCUCUCAAUCUCACACACAGCGUCGCAAUAUACAAAACUUCGAGACUUCCGUCGCCGACCGAGACAACUCCUCUGCGCCGCUCUCUCUUCACACACUCUCUUCACCUUCGUCUUCGCCUUCGUCUUCGUCUUCGCCUUCGCCAAUAUCUCCGCCCAAUAACUCCGCGCGAAUUUUACUGCCGACCAAAUCUGCUCUGCAAUGCCUACCUACUACCCCUUACUUCCGCGCGCAUUCACCUUGCUGACCUUCGACCCCAUAUUAUAGGUCUUACUCGAGAUCGCGCUCAAGGUCUCGCUCACGCUCGAGGCAGCGCGGUAGACGCAGUUAUUCGCGUUCCUACUCACGUAGUCGGUCACCUAGCCGCAGCAAGAACGGCCGUGAUAAGAGCAGAUCGCCAUCCAGA